Molecule: messenger RNA, 1018 nt
Organism: Artibeus jamaicensis (Jamaican fruit-eating bat)
Lineage: Eukaryota; Metazoa; Chordata; Mammalia; Chiroptera; Phyllostomidae
Gene: LHFPL3
Product: LHFPL tetraspan subfamily member 3
Exons: 3
Coding region: 182-697 (171 amino acids)
Biological process (GO): sensory perception of sound
Cellular component (GO): plasma membrane
Source: RefSeq, a predicted model, not a curated record
UCUGCGCUCCCCCGCCCUGCUUCCGGAGCGAGGAUGCAGACUCUGAAACUGGCGCUGCUGGGCUGAGGUGGAGGCAGGGGAGUUGCAGCGCGAGGCUCCGUGAGUGUGUCUCCUGAGCGCCGAGAGGCGGGGGAGGCGAAGGACCGGGAGGAGGAGGAGGAGAAGGAGAAGGAGGGGGAGAAUGCCCGGAGCCGCCGCCGCGAUGCUGCCGGCCCAGGAGGCUGCGAAGCUGUACCACACCAACUAUGUGCGGAACUCGCGGGCCAUCGGCGUGCUGUGGGCCAUCUUCACCGUUUGCUUUGCCAUCGUCAACGUGGUGUGCUUCAUCCAGCCCUACUGGAUUGGCGACGGCGUGGACACCCCGCAAGCCGGUUAUUUCGGGCUCUUCCACUACUGCAUCGGUAACGGCUUCUCCCGGGAGCUGACCUGCAGGGGCAGCUUCACAGACUUCUCCACGCUGCCCUCGGGCGCCUUCAAAGCCGCCUCCUUCUUCAUCGGCCUCUCCAUGAUGCUCAUCAUCGCCUGCAUCAUAUGCUUUACCCUCUUCUUUUUCUGCAACACGGCGACCGUGUACAAGAUCUGUGCCUGGAUGCAGCUCACCUCCGAGAGGACUGUCCAUGAUGCAUUAUCUGCUUAUAAACAAUUUAUAAUGAAGAAAAGGAAACAAAUCAAGAAAACUACCCUGAUGUAUUUAUGAAAAGAGUGACACCUCCUCAAGAAGACUUUAAGGACUUCUGCCAAGAUGGAGGCGUAGGUGGACCCACCUUGCUUCCGUGCACAACCAAAUCUAAGAACAACUAUUUUUAACAACGAUAAACACAACCAGACCACACAGAAAAUUGACAAUACGGAGUCCGAAAAAAAGGACGAAAUGCUCGGCUAAACGGGUAAGCCAGCCGCGAAGCCGGUUGACCAAAAAGAUCCCUGAGCUGGUGGCACACAAGCAGCCGAAGGCACAGAUCGUGGGCUAGCUACUGGCGCACACAGGGAAGAGGCGCAGCUGGCUGUCUGCAGUAGG